AUGUCUAGACAAAGCCCUCACCUGGUCAAGGUUCACGAGCUUUGGAAGCUCAUACGACAGCGAUCGAAGGAGCAGAGCUAUGAACUGAACGGGAAAUUACUACACAUUGCAGAAGUGGUAGCAACUUCACAACAGGCCAGUACGCCACAGCUGUCAGAAGAUCCAAAGAUCAUAAACCGGUUGCAAGAUAGCGUGGAUGUUUUAUUCGACCAUUUAGCUAGGGGUUGGUAUGUUUACGGUGUCAACACUGAUUUUGGAGGUAGUGCCGACUCGCGUACGACCGAGGUCAUAGAGCUACAAAAGGCGCUGAUGCAACUCACGCAGAGUGGUAUCCCAACGAAACCUUCCAAUGGUUCAUUGAUCCCUGGACACUCCACGCCUCUGGAAUGGGUGCGCGCUGCAAUGGUCGUGAGAUGCAACGCUUCGCUCCGAGGACAUUCAGCCGUCUCACUUACCAUCAUCAAGGCUAUAAUAAGUUUGUUAGAACAUGGUCUAACGCCGGUAGUCCCACUUCGAGGUACCGUAUCAGCUUCAGGAGACCUCAUGCCUCUCGCCUAUGUUACCGGUAGCAUUGAGGGAAACCCAGACAUUCUCCUCGAAAAGCACGGCAAGGUUUUCCGGUCGCACCAAGCUCUACAAGAGACUGGUCUCGCCCCUGUUUCUCUUGGUCCGAAGGAAGGAUUGGGGUUGGUCAAUGGAACAGCGUCAUCAGCAGGUCUUGGUGCUCUGGUUGUGGCUCAAGCCCACUCACUUGCAUUCCUCACACAGGUGUUGACUGGUGGGGCGGUUGAAGCGCUUCGUGGGAGCUCAGAGAGCUUCCAUCCGUUCAUUGCCCGAGCACGUCCGCACCCAGGGCAGAUCGAGUGUGCCCGCAACAUUGCCUACUUCCUUGGGGGUUCUCAUCUAUCUCGAGACGUUCUUGAACCAAAAUCCCGUCGACGCGAAGAUUUGGUGCAAGACCGAUAUUCUCUCCGCAGCGCUCCGCAAUGGAUCGGUCCACAAUUAGAAGACUUGUUGCUGGCCGACCAACAAAUCAGUAUUGAUCUGAACUCUUCAUGUGACAACCCACUGGUUGAUAGUUAUUCUAACGACAUUUACUACGGUUGUAACUUCCAAGCAGCAGCAGUCACCUCGGCGAUGGAAAAAGCCCGCCUCGCGUUGCAGAUGUUUGGUCGAAUUCUAUUUGCACAGAGCACAGAGAUGAUUGACGUCCAUCUCAGUGGCGGCCUUCCUGCCAACCUUGCUGCGGAUAACCCUAAUAUCUCCUUCACCAUGAAGGGGGUCGAUAUUAACAUGGCUGCUUAUAUGGCCGAACUGUCCUAUCUCGCCAACCCGAUGAGUUCCCACGUGCAGGCAGCAGAAAUGCACAACCAGUCAGUCAAUUCAAUGGCUUUUGCCUCUGCUCGUAUGAGCCAAGACGCGAUCGACGUGUUGACCAACAUGUGUGCCUGCAGCGUCUUCAUUGUUUCGCAGGAACUGGACCUUCGCGCUCUUCACAUGGCAUUCAUAGCCGAUGCAACCAAAGCUCUUGCGUCGACGAUUGAAUUGGCAUUUUCCAACAAGGUAGAGGAUGACCAGUUAAAUUCACUUCAAACAAGCGUCCAAGCUAAUGUUGAUCGCGCUUGGGGAUCAACUGCAAAAUUGAACCUAUAUGAUCGCUGCGCAUCACUUAUUGAUUCCACCGUGCCCAUUGUCCUCUCGCAUGUCGGCGGUGCCGUGGCUGACAUUACUAAAUGGAAGGAACACGCGGUCGGCGUGGUUUGGAAAGUCUGGAAAAAGACGUUUGCGUCCUUUUCAGCUGCUCCCCAUACGUCGCACCUUUUGGGCGCUGGAUCGCGCGUGCUGUAUGAUUUCGUACGCAUCACGCUUGGUGUACCCUUCCACCAGGGUUUUCUCGAGCACCCGACUGCCGACGGUCAAACUUUUCACGGCCGGCCGAAGAAGACAAUUGGUGGAUGGAUCUCGAUCAUACGCGAGAUUAUCCAGUGUGGUUCGAUAUACGAUGAUCUAUUGGCUCUUGCUGAAGGGUUAUUGCCAACAGCUGGCGGCAGGAACUGGACGAAUGGAAAAAAUAGCACCAUGUGUCAUGGGUACACGAACGGAGAAGUCCCGGGGUGGGAAAAAUCAGAGUAG
This is a messenger RNA of Talaromyces rugulosus, 2133 nucleotides long. RefSeq lists its product as uncharacterized. The record is from RefSeq and is a predicted model, not a curated record. The transcript has 4 exons. Gene Ontology annotation, molecular function: ammonia-lyase activity. Gene Ontology annotation, cellular component: cytoplasm. Gene Ontology annotation, biological process: L-phenylalanine catabolic process. The coding region runs from base 1 to 2133 and encodes 710 amino acids. Lineage: Eukaryota; Fungi; Ascomycota; Eurotiomycetes; Eurotiales; Trichocomaceae.